Molecule: messenger RNA, 1334 nt
Organism: Schizophyllum commune H4-8
Lineage: Eukaryota; Fungi; Basidiomycota; Agaricomycetes; Agaricales; Schizophyllaceae
Exons: 2
Coding region: 153-1028 (291 amino acids)
Source: RefSeq, a predicted model, not a curated record
AAUCGCGAACUCACAUAAAGAUACGUGCUCGUCGUUUUCGGGCUGCACAUCACCCCUCUCACCAACAGCAGGCGCGGCCGGCACCGCGUCUUUCGAAGCCUGAUCCUCUCCUUACAUUACUACUCGACUAUCCGACCUGCUCAUUGCUUGCCAUGGCCGCCGCAGCUCAGCUGGCUCCAGUUGUCACGCCGUCGUUGUCGCCGCUGGACAUUGAUGCGCUCCGUUCUCUACAUCCGGUGCAUAUAAUAUACAAUAGCGGGCCGAUCUACACAGGCCACAUACCUCUUCAACCACUACCAGGUGAAUCUCCGCCGGGACACAUCCACCAAGCAGACAACACCAGUCCGCCAGCGGCUCCUGGCGCGCUCCCGCGGCGGCGUCCCGCUGCUCCUGCCGCUCCUGCCGCUCCAGCGCCACCCGAGCCGCCCCAACCUGUACCGCCGGUCCCUCCCCAGCCUGCCCCACUCGCGAACCCGCCACAUAAUCUCGAUCCUCCCGUACCACUUCAUCCUUUGUUGUACGACGGAUCUCUUACCUGGGACGCACGCCACGACGUUGUUCAUGCCCGCGUCCGACACGAGAUGGUCGGAGCUUUAUACCGUCCCGACCUCGACGUUGAGGCCACUCUCAUUCACAGCGCCAGUUUACGCAUCGCAUACUAUUGCUGCCCACCGGGUAACCGUCCGGAGCCCUUUCCCGAGCAUUGGGGCCCCAUCGACGUUUAUCCCACUGCGAGGCGAACGGGGCAAGGGCAGUGGUCCGAGUUGCGCGGCGGCUUCGUCGUGUGGCAAUGGCACACGGAACCUCACCCCGGAAGGCUCACUGUUGGCACGGUCCUAAGAGCGAUAUACCGUUACUUGAGGAUGCCUGUCGAAGGCGGGCGUAGUCGGAUUGAUUAUCUGCACGCAUCAUUGUUUGCAGGAAUUUCUGCAACGGAGGACGGCGACCUGAUCAUUUCUUAUACGUACCAACCACUACGCAUGUUUGUUGCGCUGGUCGCCUUAUUUAUUUUUAUCUAUUGCAGUUGAUCCCUAGCGCAAGCUCGGGCGUCAUAUAUCCCGCUGUAUAGUUGCAUGUGGAAAACCUGCGAAGUUUGGUCAGUGAAGAGGCGAAGAAUCGUUGAUGAGGAUCCUUAAAAAUACUUGAGCCUUAGUAGUGCGCAGAUACGCCACAAAGCCACACAUAUGUUAGUAAAGGUGCGCGAAAAGGAGAUAGCCCGCUGCCAUGCAUAUAAACUGCAAGAUCUCAUCCUCAUGGACUAUGAUUCGAAGAUGUGUCGUGCGCGUCAACACGAUAAUGCCGAGGACGGGAUUCAGGAGUGUCUUCCCACACAC